Messenger RNA from Paralichthys olivaceus (Japanese flounder), 1779 nucleotides. It is a transcript of the gene mob1a, whose product is annotated as MOB kinase activator 1A. Gene Ontology annotation, biological process: hippo signaling; positive regulation of protein phosphorylation. Gene Ontology annotation, molecular function: protein kinase activator activity. The record is from RefSeq and is a predicted model, not a curated record. Gene Ontology annotation, cellular component: nucleus; cytoplasm. Lineage: Eukaryota; Metazoa; Chordata; Actinopteri; Pleuronectiformes; Paralichthyidae.
GUACUGCGUUUAGCCGACAGGGGGCGACAAUGUCCCCGAGGAGCUUCCACUGUGAGCCGAUAGAGGAAGAGCCGCUGUGGGUGCAGCUCGUUAGCCUGAACGUCGCUGUUAGCAGGCAGCAAGCGACUCGCACCGUGUGAUUAUAAAAACUCAUUUGUGUUCAAUAAAACCUGGGACCGGAGCUGUGACCGAAACUCUCCAACGACCGCUUCGCCAAGAUGAGCUUCCUGUUUGGCAGUCGCUCAUCCAAGACCUUCAAACCCAAGAAGAACAUCCCGGAGGGCUCCCACCAGUAUGAGCUGCUGAAACAUGCGGAGGCAACACUGGGCAGUGGCAACCUGAGGCAGGCUGUCAUGCUGCCGGAGGGAGAGGAUCUCAAUGAGUGGAUUGCUGUCAACACGGUGGACUUCUUUAACCAGAUCAACAUGCUGUACGGCACCAUCACUGAGUUCUGCACUGAGACCAGCUGCUCUGUGAUGUCUGCUGGACCAAGAUAUGAGUAUCACUGGGCUGAUGGCACCAACAUUAAGAAACCUAUCAAAUGCUCUGCACCCAAAUACAUCGACUACCUGAUGACCUGGGUGCAGGAUCAGCUGGAUGAUGAGACGCUGUUCCCCUCCAAGAUCGGAGUUCCCUUCCCCAAGAACUUCAUGUCUGUGGCCAAAACCAUCCUGAAGCGUCUGUUCAGGGUUUAUGCUCAUAUCUACCACCAGCAUUUUGACUCUGUGAUGCAGCUGCAGGAGGAAGCUCAUCUCAACACCUCCUUCAAGCAUUUCAUUUUCUUUGUUCAGGAGUUCAACCUUAUCGACAGGCGAGAGCUUGCCCCCCUGCAGGACUUGAUUGAGAAGCUUGGAUCCAAGGACAGAUAGACAUUUCAUCACAUACAGUAUCUCCUUUUUUUUCCUCCAAGUGUUUCCUUUUUUCCUUUGUUCGUCUUUGUGACCUCUGCUACCUCUACAACUUCUUGUCUCAGUUCUAACAAUCUGUGCCUUCUUUUCAUUUCCUCAUUGUUAGUAAUGUAUUUUCUUUUCUUUUAUUCCCUCAGUUGUCUUUCAUGCUGUCUUUGAGCCUUUUUUCAGUUUUGCCAUUCUAGAUCAUAAAUAGUGCAGUGUAGAAAUGUAUUUUUCACAGGACUGUAUGGUUAGCAACUGACUAAGGGAAACUUACUGCAUUUUACAUUGGACCAAGGACAUUUUGGAAGUUAAAGUGAAAACCAGCUUUUUCCGUCAGAGGUGUUAUGAUUGUCUAAAAACUGUUUAGUUAUUUAGCUGAUUUUCUUUUUUUAUUGACUUUUAGCUAUUGUAAUUACCUUGACUGACCAAAUAUCCCAAUAUUUGAUUUUUUGGAAUGUCUGUCAUUAAUGUUCAGUGGAGGGUCACAGGACAGAUAGCGAGAUAAGUAUUGACAUGAAUCCAGUCUUGAUGACUUACUGUGUCAAUAAAAGUGUGUAGAAGGUAUUUUCAGUCCAACAUGAAGGCAGAAAGAAAAAAGAAGUGAUAAAUAUUGUAUAGCUCUGUGUCACCAGCUUGUUGACAUCUGAUAUCCCACGUACAGUGGAGUCCAAAAGUCUGCGACCACUUGAAUGGGAAGGUUAUCUCUCUCUCGACUUUUAGACCCUACUGUGUGUUAACAUGCUUCUGAUUUACAUGCUUAGUAAUGACACAGUCAUGUGUUAAAGAUCGUGAAUAUGAUCUUGCCCCACAAAAAACAACAUUUUCGACUGCAUAAUACUGCAUUAUUUCAAUUAAGCCAUGCAAUAUUGUGUUUUCCACAUUUUCU